Drosophila serrata is the source of this 1265-nucleotide messenger RNA. It is a transcript of the gene v, whose product is annotated as Tryptophan 2,3-dioxygenase vermilion. Lineage: Eukaryota; Metazoa; Arthropoda; Insecta; Diptera; Drosophilidae. The record is from RefSeq and is a predicted model, not a curated record. Gene Ontology annotation, molecular function: L-tryptophan 2,3-dioxygenase activity; heme binding; metal ion binding.
UCCGCGUCCGCUUCAGUCUGUCAGCGUCUGUCGCUCGACAAACCUCGAACCUCCGAUCCAAUCCGGUACGAUCUGAACCGAACAAGCCCGAUCCACGAUGAGCUGUCCCUAUGCUGGAAAUGGAAACGAGCACGAUGACUCUGCAGUGCCACUGACCACAGAGGUGGGCAAGAUCUAUGGGGAAUAUCUGAUGCUGGACAAGCUGCUGGAUGCCCAAUGUAUGCUCUCCCAGGAGGACAAGAGACCCGUGCAUGAUGAGCAUCUCUUUAUUAUUACGCACCAGGCCUACGAGUUGUGGUUCAAGCAAAUCAUCUUCGAGUUUGAUUCCAUAAGGCACAUGUUGGAUGCCGAGGUCAUUGAUGAGACCAAGACCCUGGAGAUUGUCAAGCGACUCAAUCGAGUGGUUCUCAUCCUGAAGCUCCUGGUGGAUCAAGUACCCAUACUGGAGACCAUGACACCGUUGGACUUUAUGGAUUUCCGCAAGUACCUGGCUCCUGCCUCCGGCUUUCAGUCAUUGCAGUUCCGUCUGAUCGAGAACAAGCUGGGCGUGCUCACCGAUCAGCGGGUGCGGUAUAAUCAAAAGUACUCCGAUGUCUUUAGCGAUGAGGAGGCCAGGAAUGCCAUCCGGAGUUCUGAGCAUGAUCCUUCACUGCUGGAGCUGGUCCAGCGUUGGUUGGAGCGAACGCCGGGCUUGGAGGAGAGUGGCUUUAAUUUCUGGGAGAAAUUCCAGGAGAGCGUCGAUCGUUUCCUGGAGGCUCAGGUUCAGAGCGCCAUGCAGGAGCCAGUGGAAUUGGCCAAGAACUACCGCCUGAUGGAUAUAGAGAAACGACGUGAGGUCUAUCGUUCCAUCUUCGAUCCGGCUGUCCACGAUGCCCUGGUGCGACGCGGCGACCGGCGGUUUAGCCAUCGUGCCCUCCAGGGUGCCAUUAUGAUCACCUUUUACCGGGACGAGCCGCGCUUCAGUCAGCCCCAUCAGCUGCUCACCCUGCUCAUGGAUAUUGAUUCGCUGAUCACCAAGUGGCGAUACAAUCACGUGAUCAUGGUGCAACGCAUGAUUGGAUCACAGCAGCUCGGCACCGGCGGCUCCUCCGGUUAUCAAUAUCUUCGAUCCACACUAAGUGAUCGGUACAAGGUGUUCCUGGAUCUGUUUAACCUUUCCACCUUCCUGAUUCCCCGCGAGGCAAUUCCACCGCUGGACGAGUCUAUUCGCAAGAAGCUCAUCAAUAAGAGUGUGUGAGGAUAUCGAGAGAUUUUUGUUUUUUUUU